Molecule: messenger RNA, 3905 nt
Organism: Passer domesticus (house sparrow)
Lineage: Eukaryota; Metazoa; Chordata; Aves; Passeriformes; Passeridae
Product: TOG array regulator of axonemal microtubules protein 2-like
Exons: 8
Coding region: 1-1353 (450 amino acids)
Biological process (GO): microtubule cytoskeleton organization
Cellular component (GO): cilium; cytoplasmic microtubule
Molecular function (GO): microtubule binding
Source: RefSeq, a predicted model, not a curated record
AUGGGGGACAAUCUGCUGGGUGUGGCACAGCCUGCACAGCAGGUGCAGCUCCUGCCAAAAGGAGUCUUAAGCUGCCACGCCCAGGUGCGGAAGUGUGGGGCCGAGCUCCUCCUGUCCCUGAUGGAGAGAAUUGGAGUCACAAAGCUGGCAGGCACAGCCAGGGCUGAGAGGCUGGCACACGUGGCAGGGAAGCUUGCUCAGGACUGUCACCAGGACACAAGGCAUUAUGGACAGGAGAUGGUGAAGAUGUUGCUCAAUCAUCAAAAAUUUAAAAUGCUUUUGGAGCGAUCUCUUUCCACCCAUGACCUGGAAGAUAUUCUGACAAGAAUGCAGAAGAAAGGGAUGGAAAACCAGAAGGCUGAACGCCCAUCUGUCAAGGAGCUGGUGAAGAAGAGGAACGAUGGCUCCAAGAAGCCCCAGGCCACAUUGUCUUCUAGCAAACAGGUGAAAUCUACCUCUGAUGGAUGCCUCCUACACCGUGCACAAGCCCAGGUCACGUUACCUCCGGUUGAGGAAGAAACAGAGCUGCUCCAGAAGCUUUACAAUCUCCUGGAGGCCAAGGGGUUUCAGACGCGCAUGGAAGGAGUGUCACUCCUCCAAGACCUGUGCAAAACCAGCCCCCAGCUCAUCUCCACUAACAUUGUCCAAAUUUUUGAUUAUUUUGUCCUGAGAAUAUCUGACAGCCACAAGAAAGUGAAGCAGAAGGCGCUGGACGUGCUGGCUGAAAUCACAGGCGUCCUGAAAGACGCCUUGAACCCGGUGAUCAUUGGUUUGGUGGAAGGAAUAACGAAGAACCUGAACUCCAAGGAUCCCAGGGUUCGUGCCGCAGCUGUGAAAGCGCUGGAAGAAUCCAUUGCUCAUUUAGAUAAGGUAUCACUGCUGAAAGAGUUCAGCUACCAGUGGAAUCAACUGAGUGGCCAAGCUCUGCUGGAUGUCACGGAGUGUAUCACAGGUAUGGCCUCCCCUUCUAGGCCAAGAGGUCUUCCCAGGGAGUAUUUACAGGCAAUGCCUGUGAACAGACAGCAGAGUAGCUCCUCCAAACCAGGAGGUGCUGAGCUUGUCCCUCCUGCCCAGUGCCCAAGGCAGGUGUAUUUGGCAGGUUUCCCUGGCUGCUGCAGAGCUGUGCAGCACCUGAGAUGGGGGCAGAGCUCGGCCUCGGGGCUGAGCUCCCACUGGGGCAUCUCAGAACCCAGCUCCAGGAAAGGGAGGGACUCAAAAUACCCCAGCUGGCUCCUCUCUUGGAAGCUCAGGGACAUCUGUCAUCUUUUAGGGAAAAUGGUGGCAAAUGCUGUUUCAGGGGAUCAGUUUGUUUUGUCCUCACAGAACUCUUGUUUUUCUCUUGGAAAGCUUUGAGGCUGAACUGUGCAGAGCCUGGGGUCACAGCUUAGGUCAAAACUCAACAGACGUAUUAGAGGCAGGGAUUUAGUGCAAGGCAGCCUUUGGGGGCAGAGGGGCAGAAGCAGAGUGCUGAGGCUCCCUGCCUGUGCUGUCAAAGUGGCACUGGACUGAGCAUUUCAGGGUGUGCAAACAGUGUCUGCCUGUGUCAGCACUGUCCCAAAUGUUACAAAUGCAGCUGAUAAUUGAUUCCUCAGAGGUGCUUGCUAUGUCAGCAAUAGCCAAGGAAUGGGAAAAUUAUAAUCCCAAUAUAUAGUAGAACAGACUAUUGAUAGCCUUGCUUUAACUGGGGCUAAAGCCACUGCUAAUUAGGCCAACAUCUUUGAAUGCAAGGUUUAAUACACUUUGUGUCUUCAUUGGGAAUCUCAAAAGGGCAUGUUCAGCAAUUGGGAAUGUCAAAGGCCCUUUAAAGAGCUUUGAAAAAAGUAGAUCUCCAGCAACAGGGAAUUUAGUUUUACAGAUCUUUUGAUCUCUUUUUCAAAUAAAGGAAUGAAACAUAAAUUAGGACUACUUUAGAAAAAGUAGAUGUUCUCUCUGAGAUUCAGUAGGAAGAGACAGCUGUUCCUUACCUUCAAUAGUCACCAAUGUCUUUAAUUGCAUUUAAACUCAAAUGAAUUCCCAUGUUAAAAUGGGUAUCAUAACCCUUUUCCUGCUUAGCACAAUUGGGGUUUGGGUACUUUCAGGAGCUGUUUUAAUAUUGAUGACUGCCAGUGGAUUAAAAGCAUAGAGAAAAUGAAGUCUCUUCCACCACAGAAUAAUAAAUGGCUACUAGAUAACAUUUUGCCUGAUCAGAAAAUAAGAAUGGUCUCCAGAGCUUUUCAGGAUUUGAGCUUUCAGCCAAAUCUGCCAUGCAAGGAGCCUGUUGGUAGUAAAUUUUUGUCUGUGUUUGACAUAGUUUGGUUCAGAAAAUGAGCAGAGAGCAGUUUUCAGAGACAAUAUGAGAAAAUACUUGUGUUUUGGAUGAAUUUCAGUCCCUUGUGUAGCAUUUUGCUCUCUCUAUGCCCCUAGUUCAGUGGACAUUAUAAGAAAAAAUGCCAUUAAGAUUGGGAGGGGAAAUGGCAUUAAAAUGUGGAGAUGCUCAAAUGCCAUAGCAAUGGGGUCUGGAUAAUUCUCUAAGGCACCCUGAGGUUUGAAACAGCUGCUUGUUGGAAGCCCCAGAAGCAUUCUGCCAAAGACACCAGCUAGUCACUGAUGUUUCCAAUCCAACUGUCAAGCAGCAGCCAUCUCUGGUGGGCUGGAGUUUUGAGGUGUGUUCUAAUCCUGCCCUUUGCAGUGUGCCACUGAGCAAAGGGAAGAGCCAGAUUAAACAUAUGGCACUUGACAUCAAAGUUAUGAAAAUGGAAUCAUCCCUUUUAUUGGAAAUCCCUCCAUUUCCUCUCUACGGUGCUUUUCCAAAUCUUCAGUGUGGGUUUAGACAACUUCUUAAUGGAAAUAAAAAGCAACUGGACAUUUCAUUCAUUGCUCAUGCAGAAAGUGAUUGUGCAAUAAUUUAGUAAAGGUACAAAGUCUGCCACAGGGACAAGGCUAUGGUUGGAGAAAUUAGUCCUGAGGGGUUGGUGGUUCUGUUUCCAGGAUGAUCAGCUGCUUUGCCCGUUUCUGGAUCAUGGGGCUCUGUGCUAUUUUGCUGAUCUUAGCCAGAAGGCUUCCAAUUAGCAAAAGCAGAGGUAGAUCCCUGUUUGCAUUAAGGCUGGUGGUUGAGAAGCUGUGUCUCUCUCCCGGCAGUGCUUGUGGAGUGGGUUUAUGCCAGGAGCCCUGAAGUGGUCCAGCACGACGCCCUGCCCGUGCUCUGGUCCUUCCUGGAGAACAAGGCGCUGCCGGUGCGAAGCGCCAAUGUCCGCACUGUGGCCACCAAGCUUGCCUCUGCCCUCUACAAGGUGAUGGGCACCAAGCUGAAGAGAUGUGCUGCCAGCCAGCCUCCACAUGUGCGGGAAAACCUCUCCAAAAUGUUGGGCUGGUGAAGGCAUGAUGUUCUCCAGAGAGAUGACAACGUGCUGAGUUGGACACCUCCAGAUCUGCCUUGUUAGCUGUGCCAAAAGAGACCAAAUGCUAAGGAAGGGUGUGCACCUGCCCUCUCUCUCCAUCGCCCUUCCUAGUCAUGGCAUGGGGAGCCUGAAGCAACUCCAGACUGAGGACAAGGUGAAGGCUGAUCAUGGCUCAGCCUCACACAGAGAUGUGACUGGUUACAGUCUUACUGAGAAGGUUCCUCUGGACAAUUCCCAUGGUGCCUUACCCACAAAGUCCUUGCCUGCUGUACAGAAGAGCUCUCUUUUCUCCAAGUUCAGGAAGAAGCUGCUGCCUGUAUGAAGAUUGUUUGAAGAAUAGGAUUUAUAUGUUAGGUUUUGUAGUAGAUGUACAUAUGUUCUGAUCCUUAGAUGUAGUUUUGAAUAAAUGUGUUUUGAUUGUACCUUUAAAUCUUGAUUACAUAUUUUUAAUUGUAUAUAUUUUAUACUAAUGAUGAAAAAAAAGUAAAUAAAUAAAUUAAAUUUAAAUAAACCGGGAGAAGAAUGUGA